Calypte anna (Anna's hummingbird) is the source of this 6759-nucleotide messenger RNA. It is a transcript of the gene FHIP2A, whose product is annotated as family with sequence similarity 160 member B1. The coding region runs from base 243 to 2537 and encodes 764 amino acids. NCBI's taxonomy places the organism in Eukaryota, Metazoa, Chordata, Aves, Apodiformes, Trochilidae. The transcript has 17 exons. The record is from RefSeq and is a predicted model, not a curated record.
GGCGGCCCCUGCAGGCCGCGCCGGGGCGGACACCCGAAGCCUCGGCAGCCGGCGCCGCAGCCCGGCAGUGUCAGUGCCACGGUGUCCGCCGGGGAGUGAGAGGCAGCGCCGGCGCCCGCCCGCCCGCCCGCCCGUUAACCGCGGCCAGGCCCCCGCAUGCAGCCCUCACCCUGGAGCGGCGGCGGCGGAUCGAGGAGCUCUCGCGGUCCUCCCGGCAGCGGCUGCUCCAGUCGCGGGACAGGAUGUUCUCCAAGUUCACCUCCAUCCUGCAGCACGCCGUGGAGGCGCUCGCACCUUCCCUUCCCUUACAAGAAGAUUUUGUUUACCACUGGAAAGCAAUCACACAUUACUACAUAGAGACAUCAGAUGACAAAGCUCCUGUGACUGAUACCAACAUUCCUUCUCACCUGGAACAGAUGUUGGAUAUUCUAGUUCAAGAAGAAAAUGAAAGGGAAUCAGGUGAAACAGGACCAUGUAUGGAAUAUUUGCUACAUCACAAGAUUUUGGAGACCCUCUACACACUAGGAAAAGCUGAUUGUCCUCCAGGAAUGAAACAGCAAGUUUUGGCUUUUUAUACAAAACUUCUUGGAAGAAUACGGCAACCUCUUCUCCCCCACAUAAAUGUACAUAGGCCAGUGCAGAAAUUAAUCAGGCUGUGUGGUGAAGUUCUGGCAACACCAACAGAAAAUGAAGAAAUUCAGUUUCUGUGUAUAGUAUGUGCGAAGCUGAAACAGGAUCCAUACCUGGUCAACUUCUUCCUUGAGAGUAAGUUAAAAGCAAUGGCUUCCAAAGGAGCAAGUGUAAUCACAGAGGACAUGCUGAAAAGCCAAGAUACUUUGAAUGCAGACACAGGACAGCCCAUUCAGCCUGAAGAAAUUCCUGGUGCUGCUGGAGCUGAGCAAGUGGAGAAGGAGGAUGACCUCUCACAACAGGCAGAUGAUCUCUCUUUCAGUCUGGAUGAACUAAAUGUCACAUCAUCACCUGAGUCCUCCACUACUGGUCCAAAUCAAGACUAUAAUUUAGUGAAUUCUCUACUGAACCUCACUAAAAGUCCUGAUGGCCGGAUAGCAGUGAAGGCCUGUGAAGGCCUCAUGCUUUUGGUGAGUUUGCCAGAACCAGCAGCUGCCAAGUGCCUGACUCAAAGCACUUGUUUACGUGAAUUGUUGACAGACAGGCUGGCCACCCUCUACAGAGCCCUUCCUCAGUCGCUGGAUCCCUUAGACAUUGAAACAGUGGAGGCAAUUAACUGGGGUUUGGAUUCCUAUAGCCACAAAGAAGAUGCAUCUGCUUUUCCAGGAAAAAGAGCGUUGAUUUCUUUUCUUUCAUGGUUUGACUACUGUGAUCAACUCAUCAAAGAAGCACAAAAGACUACUGCUGUUGCUAUGGCAAAAGCUGUGCGGGAACAAUUUUUCAUUGAUGUUAUGGAACCCCAGCUGAUGCAAACUUCAGAGAUUGGAAUCCUCACGUCCACUGCGCUAUUGCAUCGCAUUGUGCGUCAAGUGACUUCAGAUGUCCUGCUGCAGGAAAUAGUUUAUUUUAUACUUGGAGAGCACAGAGAGCCAGAAACUUUGGCAGACAUCAACAGACAUCCAUUGAGACACAGGUUAAUUGAACACUGUGAUCAUAUCUGUGAUGAGAUCAGCAUAAUGACUUUACGAAUGUUUGAGCACCUUCUGCAGAAGCCCAACGAGCACAUUCUUUACAAUUUGGUUCUGAGAAAUUUAGAAGAAAGAAACUAUAUGGAAUACAAACCUUUCUGUCAAGAAGAUAAAGAUGUGGUAGAAAAUGGACAAAUUGCAGGAGCAGUAGACCUGGAGGAAGAUCCAUUAUUCACUGAUCUGUCUCCAGAUAACAUGUUGUCAACUCAAGAGUGGCUCAGUGCUUCUCCACCUGUCAGUCCAGAGCAUCCAAAAAAUGAUGGGAAGACUGAAGUUCAUAAAGUUGUAAAUAGUUUUCUCUGUCUUGUACCUGAUGAAGCUAAGUCAUCAUACCAUGUGGAGGGCACAGGUUAUGAUACUUACCUCAGAGAUGCCCACAGACAAUUUCGGGAUUAUUGUGUUAUCUGUUUACGAUGGGAGUGGCCUGGAUCUCCCAGAUCUUUGGAAAAGUGCAAUUUAGAAGCAUCAUUUUUUGAGGGACACUUCUUGAAAGUCCUUUUUGAAAGAAUGGGCAGGAUUCUUGAUCAGCCCUAUGAUGUAAAUUUACAAGUUACGUCAGUGUUGUCCAAACUGUCCUUGUUUCCCCAUCCUCAUAUACAUGAAUAUCUUUUGGAUCCUUAUGUAAACCUAGCUUCUGGCUGCAGGUCUCUCUUCUCUGUUAUUGUCAGGGUCGUUGGGGACCUCAUGGUUAGAAUCCAGCGCAUCCCCGAUUUCACUCCCAAACUUCUGCUGGUCAGAAAACGCCUGCUGGGCUUGGAGCCCGAAGGGCCCAUCAUUGACCACAUGACGUUACUAGAGGGCGUGAUUGUGCUGGAAGAAUUCUGCAAAGAGCUGGCAGCAAUUGCAUUUGUGAAGUAUCAUGCCUCAUCUACACCAUAAGCAGCCUUGAUGAGUUGCCAGGUUUUACAACCACCUAGCUUGUUUCAGUUGACAAGACAAUUGACAGCACCCAGCUAAGAGGUGGUGCCUCCAGGCAGAGCACUGGUUGACAUUUGGCAGAACUGGAAAGUUGCUUUCCCAGGAUGUUGACAAUGCAAGGGAGGAGGUCUCAAAGGGGCCUGGAAUAGGGCUGAAGGCAUUUUGGGGAAACCAAUACAUAGCCACAUUUCUAGCCACUUUGUGAAGAGCUGCAAAAGCUGCAUGAAGAACCACAGACAUCAGACCUUGGUUAUUUAGUUAUUAUGAUAACAUUCAGAGAGUUGGGUCUCUUGUAUGUUCUGCAGUUCAUGUGCUCCAGUUCACUUUUUGUGACCAUAUUUACUUUUAAAAAGUUAAUUAAUUUCAUAACAUUUAAAUGUCCUAAUUAUUUUUCUUUUCAGUUGGAUAUGUGAAAGGAAAUCACAGCUAUAGUUGCAGUGUAUAUUAUCAAAACAAAGAGGUUAAAAAAAUUCACUAACCCAUACACAGUAGGAUCUAUUAAUAAGAGAUCAUUUUUGUUUUGGUGAAUCUCAAAGAACACUCUGAGCUUGAUUGCUCAAUGGGUUACUCCAAGAGAUAUAUCAGUAUAAAAUCAAUACUAAUGGAAUUAAUCCUGAUUCAGCAACAUAUCCAUAAAAAAAUAUAUUUGAAGCAUACACGAUUCUAGCACGUUUGUCUGUUAUUCCAGGUGAUAGCUCCUUAAGUCAUCUGCAAAACUUGAUUUGCUUUAGAUUUUUUGCAUGUGAACUUUAGUUGCUUGACUCAUGUCACCUUUGCAGGGAAGUUAAUUAUAGGUCAUCAGUAGUUGUUGCUGAAACAGUAUUUUAAAUUUCUUUUAAACUGGUAUUUAUCCUGAAUUGGUUUAAGCAUCUUUUGCGCCUUGAAAAUUGGCAGCAUAAACAUUCUGUCAUUUUCAGAAAUGUUUUUACUGCUUAUGUAACCAUAGCAGUAGUGCACAGCAGAAGAUUAACUGAUGCCAAUUCAGUUAAAGCAUUAAUACCAUUUGUAGGACCAAAAUUUACACCUUGCUUUUCAAAGUGCUGGGAUGCAGAAAUGCCUCUCAGUGACUGUUUUUCACCAUAAAUUCUAUAGUCCAGGGCAAGCAUUUGCAUUGCAAGCAGAGGGCCAUCUGGUCUUCAGAAAGCUUUGCUCCUGUUUCUCUAGGUGAUGGCAGCCUGCAGUGCAGACAGUGGUUGCUGCUCUGCCACACUGGCACUGGCAGGUGGGGGUGGCUCUGCUUUAACCCUCAAGUCACACAGGGUGAGCUGGGUGAGAGACCUGUCCUGCUCUCCUCACAGGUGUGUAGUACCUCUUUCUCCUCCCAUGAACUAACAGCAUAGGCAGGCAAGGUAGAGUAUAGCUCCUCCUGUUUACAUUGUGUUUCUUUGUUUCUGCAUCCUGCUAUCCUCUUUGCACAGGUAAUGCCAGUUUCAGGUGGGAUUGCUCAUAUGCAAAUGUGGACUAAUUUGCUCAAGUCACUAGAAUUUUUCUGGAUUUACAUUGACUAAGCCAGAAUGGGAGUCUGCUCUGAGUCCAUGCCUUUAAGGACUUGUUUUUUAAUAUUUAUAACACCUGAAUGUUGAGAGGCCUUUUACGUUAGCAGAUUAAUUAGAACAGUGUCACAGUUAAUGGGCUAAAUUUGUUCUUGUCACAGCAGUGAAGAGGGUCCUCCUGUAAAAGCUCCCAGUACAGGUUCAUCUGGAGAGAGCAGUUCUGGAACCAGGGAAACAUUUUGGCAGGUAAAACCAGUGCCUUCCUACAGUGGAAGGCUUUUAUACAAAGGCAAUCAAAAGCAUGUUUCAGUUCCUCACCUCCUUUUUUAUGCUGAAUUUAGCCACAAGGUGUUUUCAGGUCAAAGUAGCAUGGUAGGAUAAAGUUUUCAAAAGUGACACCUUUUUCAUUUUUGUUCUUCAGAAAGAUACCUUAAAAGUAGCAAACAAUUUUUAGUGAUACAUGUUGCAGCUGGACCAUAUUAGAAGCUUAGUUAAUGUAAAUAGCUGGCACAUACUUUAGAACAUGCAAAUGUCUAUGCAGAGUUAUGUUUCAUGCAAACAUUUGUUAUAAAUAAGGUCCCAGUUCAGCAAAACUGUUAAGCAUAAGCUUAAUUUCAAGAAUUUUAUACUUAAAUCACUGUUUCUUACAUGAACAAAGUUAGGCUGUUGAGCACAAACUCUCAUGCUUUACUGAAUUUGGGUCUUCAUUGAUUUUGCUUGAGCAUAACUAUCUGUUCCUCAAGUUUUCUAUUUUCAUUAUUUAUUUUUUUAAGCUGUAUGUUCCAGAAUAUUUCUAGUGUCCCAAUUUCAGUCGAAACUGGAAGUGUUAAUACUAGUAUAAAUGAAAGUGAGAGGAGCAUUAAACAAACCCUGCAAGAACAUUCCAAGUAAUAAAACAAUUUAUAAAGCCUGAUCUCAAAUGAAAGCAUUAACAUCAGCCCUUUUGUUGUUGUUUUUGCUGAUACUUGAUCUCAUUACACUGUAAGGAACUGUACCAGCUUCUGGAAGGACUGCUGCAACCUCUGUGGCAUUUUAGUGCAAAACAGUCUACUGAGCUGCAAACAAAUCCUUCAUGCUUGUCCAUAAGAAAAGCAAGCACCCUUCCAUUCAGGAUAUAAUUGUUCAGUCUCCAGCAUUACUGGUGAUGUUCUUGCAAACCAAAAAUUAUUUAGUUGAUAAAUUUGGAAGACUUGGAUCCAUCCUGACAGAAGUGAAGCAAUCCUUAACAUUGCUUCAGCCUAACCUGCUUUUGUGAGUGUUGCCUACAAACCCUUAAUUACCCCUACAUGGUGAUAACAACUUUUAUUUUUGUAAAAGUGAUUUAAUCUUUCUUAAGAGAUGGAACUUGUUUAAUUAUUUUUGUGGUGAUAUUUUUCAUGCACUUUUUUUCUUUAAAAAAAAAAUAAGUUAGAUGUUAGUUCAGGUCCAUGUUUUCACCUUUCAGUCUAUGCAUGUCAUUGAGGUGCCCAUUUUGUUUCUGUGUGCGUGUGUUUGUAUGUGGUUAUUUAUUACCCAGAGAGGGACACCUGAGGAAAUAUAUGGCCUGAAGUUCAUAGCAUAUGCAGAUCCUCAGAUGUCAGUGGGAAAUGCAAGUGCUUAUCAACUUAGAAAACAUGGCCACUAGUAUUAGAUUGCAAUACUUGAGAGGUAAUACUAGAAUAAUUUUUUAUUUCAAAAAGCAGAUCCAAACCACAUUUUAAUCCUGAUGCACAUGUGUGUAAAUAGGCACAUUUUUACUUUUUUUCCAUUUAUAGUAUGUAUUUGAUUUAGACUCAGAUGUAGAAUAAUUUGUAAUAAGCCACCUACUAGCUCUGGUAGAACAAGUUUGUCCUUAGUUUCUCAUAUGACUGUAAUAUACCUUGUAUUCAGAUCUUGUCUGUGUAAUGUUCUUACUAUGUAUUUGCCUGUGCAAUAUAAAAGCUGUGAUUUGAUACACAGCUUGAGUCUGGUUGUAUAUCACCUGUGUGUGUAUAUAUAUAUAUAUAUAUAUAUACACAUAUAAAAGGACCAGGAUCCCAAGCUUGCUUACACUAUGAUUAGUGUAAAUACUGUUACACUUAGUUUUACAGGGCAGAAGUAAUCAGGGAAUGGCUUUGUAAAUGCAUGGUAAUUGAUACCAUAACCUGCUGUGUAAUAUCACAGGUGACAUUUUGUUAGUUCUAUUUGUCUUGCUAAAAAAUACUAAACUGAAGUGCUAUGUAGAAUCUAAGGAUUAUGUAGUAGACCUGGGGCUACCUGAAAAACCCACAUCUGAUAUUGCCUAUUAUGCAGGGUUUUCAAACCAUAUUCCUCAGUACCAUCUGUGCCCUGUAAAAUAGUGUAACUACAAAAUAUAUACUCUUUGUUUGCCUCCUGCCUUGUUUACAUUAAACAGAGGAUAUUCAGUAAAUUUUUUCUAUUAAACUUUGUGUAGGUCACUUACUGACAGUGUUGUCAAGGUUUCACAGGUGUGGGAUUUCCAAUGAGAAAUUGUUGAAACAGCCACAUUGCCAGACAUACAAUAUUAAGUUUUAUGAAGGACGUUGUGCUAAAUUCCAACUUUUUGUGCUAAAAAAUGCAUGGAGGGUUAAAAGGGAUAUUCUCAAAAUAAAUUAAUUUCAAUGAAGCAACUGCUUCUAUUAUUAAAGAAUCCAUAAUAAGUUUUGUAUGGAUGAACUUCAGACAGAAAAUGUUAAAACCAUUUCACAUCA